Crotalus tigris (Tiger rattlesnake) is the source of this 2450-nucleotide messenger RNA. It is a transcript of the gene KIF25, whose product is annotated as kinesin family member 25. The record is from RefSeq and is a predicted model, not a curated record. Bases 33 to 1802 code for a protein of 589 amino acids. Lineage: Eukaryota; Metazoa; Chordata; Lepidosauria; Squamata; Viperidae. Gene Ontology annotation, molecular function: microtubule motor activity; ATP binding; microtubule binding. The transcript is spliced from 15 exons. Gene Ontology annotation, biological process: microtubule-based movement.
GGGAGGUGCUCCCUCGGCUUCGACUAUCUGGGAUGGUCUGGCUCCGAACGAGGAAGCCCGGCAGCGGGGUUAGCCCUAGUUUUGUGUCGGAGCAACAGAUUCGGCAGCUGCAACGGAAGCUGCGAGCAAAAGAAGAAAGGAUAAUUGUGCUGGAAACAGAAAAUGCUCUUCUGCACCUCAAGCUUGCAAAGCAGAAUCAAAGAAUAAUUAGGAAGAGCUCAGCAGAACAUAAUUUUGCCUAUUAUAAUAAUACGAAGAAAUUUCAUGGAACUGCAAAAUCCAUUGUAAUCCAGCUUUACAGAGCCAUGCAGAGACUAAAGCAAGACAUGCAGAGUCUUCGUUUGUCUGCCCUUCAAUUUUCAAGGGAUAUCCAAUAUCAGGGUGAGAGUUUUCUCCAUCAGGUUCUACUCACUGUCCAAGAGCUACAACUACAGAAGGAGACUAUGGAAACAUUUCAGAUUAAAACACUGGAACUUGAACAAUCCUUGCAUGAAAUUAAUGAGAGAUAUAUGAAAGAAAAACAAAGAAGAAAAGUAUUACACAAUAAUCUACUUGAGCUAAGAGGCAACAUCAGAGUGCAUUGCAGAAUCCGUCCAUUCUUACCAUUAGAUGCAGCUCCUGAGGAAUCAGCCAUGGAAGACAGGCAGAGAAGCGUUUCAGAAAAUGUGAUCUGUGCAACAGAUGACGAAACCAUCUUAGUAAAGUGCAGCCGUCCUGGUCACGCUUUGAUAAACAAGACAUACCAGUUUGAAAGAGUUUAUAACACUUCUGAUUCACAAGUGACAGUAUUUGCAGAUAUUUUUCCUUUGCUAACUGCUUUGCUGGAUGGGUCCAAUGUGUGUAUUAUGGCUUAUGGGCAGACUGGUAGUGGGAAAACAUACACAAUGUUGGGCCCACAGCUUGAAAACAGUUUCCGUUUCUCGGUGGAAGGUGAGACAGAAUUAGGAAUCAUUGCUAGAGCCAGCAAAGAAGUAUUCAGGCUUCUUUCAGAAAAGUCACCAGGAAGCCAUUUGGUUGAGGUUUCUGUUGUAGAAGUGUAUAAUAAUGAAGUUUUUGAUCUUCUGGCCAAAGACAACUCUGGAAGGCUGAAUGGUAUCAAAAGGGAUAUAAUGACAAAUAAAGAAGGAAAGAAUGAUAUUCCACUUCUUACCAAUGAACCUGUUGAAGAUGUUGUGGAAUUCUUGGAGCUUGUUACCCGGGGGCUACAGCUGAGGACCAAACACUCAACCCUUGUACACACUGAUUCAUCUCGUUCACACCUUGUGAUAACUUUGACAAUAACCAUCAAGGGUACCACAGAGGAUGAUUUUGCUGCUCCCUGGACAGGUGACCAUUCUAAUCAAAAGCUGGGCAAAGAACAUUUCUUCACUUCUGCUUGCUCUUCUAGAGCUUGUUCACCAGCACAGCUUUCCAGGGAAUCUGUGGAGAGACGGAAGGAAAUGAGAACAAAACUUCAACUGGUGGAUUUAGCUGGCAGCGAAAGUGUUGGUAUGUCUGGUGUAACUGGGUCACUGUUGAGAGAGACCUCCUUCAUUAAUCGCAGCUUGUCUGCUCUAGCAGAUGUACUUGGAGCCCUAUCAGAACAGAACUCUCACAUUCCAUAUCGAAAUAGCAAACUUACAUAUUUGCUACAGGAUGCCAUAGGUGGUGAUGCAAAGUUGCUGGUGAUAUUGUGUGUCUCUCCAAGCCAGAAGUACAUAACAGAGUCACUUCAAACCCUAGGAUUUGGAUCCCGUGCUCGGAAGGUUCAGAGAGGACAUGCCAAGAAAAGAAAUGAACUGGCACUGAACAAAUCCAAAUAAGGCAUAAGCCAUCUAUGGAUUAAAACUUUAUUAAUGAGUUCCUCAGAUUGAAAAAUAAUCUUGUUAUAAAUAUAUAUAUAAAUUGCCUUUUAAAAUAAGUACUCUUUAAUGCAGUACUGGCAAGACAUAAACAUGCUAAGCAAUAUUAGUUGCAAAAAUAAUUGGUGAUAUUAACCAAAAAAACCCCUCAUAUAAUAAUGUUUUUAGGAAGAACAGGAAGAUACUAAUAUUUAUAUGAGAAAGUCUUUUGACAGAGAAUGUCUACAAUAUAGAUCAAGAUGGGCAGCUAGAGUGUCUACAACCUAUGGACUUCAACUUCCAGAAUUCUGGGAGCUGAAGUCCACAGUUCAUAAAGAUACCAUAGUUGCCAACCCCUAAUCUAAAUGGGAGUUAUGCAAUUAAUUCAAUGGCAGUUGGCUCAAUCUCUGAUGAAUACAUGGAGAAAGUGUCACUAUCCCAACUUUUUCCAGUACCUACCCAUAACUUUCUAAUUCAUCAUCUUUCAGAACAUUUCCCCAAAGUCUUACAGUGUAACUAUAAUUGAGCAACUGGAAUGUCCUGAAUAUUGACAUUGCUAUGGUUUGUUGGAAAAAAAUAUACUGUUUAUUUUUUCUUACAUAUGUAAAGCAGGCAUUCCCCAAGUUUAUG